AUGAAACCUAUUGUAUUUAGGAUUGACCCAAAUGUCCUAUCUCAAUUCGUUAAACCCUCAGGACAGAAGAAAGAAACUGCUUCCUAAAUGAAUCAAGUUUAAGAUUGCUUAAAAGUAAUAUUAAGUUAUUUAUAUAGCAAUUGAACAUAGAUGAUGAUGAAGAAGUUGAGUAAUUUACAAAUCAACAACCUUCAUAACCAGUAAUAAAAAAUAGAUCAAGAACACUAUAUUCGAAUGGAUCAACUCUGCCUGAAACUUUAUCUAAGAACUCAAAUUAAUAGAUUUAAGAGAUGAAUCUAUCAAUUAGUGGAUCUUCUUUGGGUUGGGAUGAAGUAUUUAGUUCAACUAUGCCAACUUCAUUCUAAAUGUUUCAAUUUAAAAAUAAGAGACGCUAUGAACCUUAAUAGCAAACAACUUAAUUCUAAAUUUAAUUACAGAAUGUAAAAUGUAUAUUUAUUCUAAGAUACCAAAAGACAAUCGAACAACCUUAAUGAUAAAGAAUAUACCAAAUAAAUACUCUUAACCUCUUCUUCUAGAAGAGAUAGAUUGCAAUAAUAGGGAUACUUACAAUUUUUUUUAUUUACCAAUUGACUUUACAGUAUAAUUUUAAUAUAAAUCAUAAUAGAACAAAUGCAAUGUGGGAUAUGCAUUUAUCAAUUUUUAUGAUCCCUAAGACAUACCAAAGUUUUAUCUAGAAUUUCAUAAUAGAAAGUGGAGUAAAUUUAAUUCAGAAAAAGUAAUUGUAUUCUUAAUAAUAAUAGAUUUGUUAAAUUACUUAUGCAAGAAUCUAAGGAGUAGAAGAACUUUAAGGACACUUUCAAUAUUCUACCAUUAUGCAUGAAAAAGUACACUUUAAUUUAAUCAAUAAUUAGGAUAGAAGAUUAAAACCCAUUUUCAAAUAAAGUUCAGAAUAGAAACUAAAAAGAAAAUGA
Paramecium pentaurelia is the source of this 932-nucleotide messenger RNA. The record is from the annotation of a GenBank genome assembly. NCBI's taxonomy places the organism in Eukaryota, Ciliophora, Oligohymenophorea, Peniculida, Parameciidae.